This is a messenger RNA of Elephantulus edwardii (Cape elephant shrew), 2017 nucleotides long. RefSeq names its product PX domain containing serine/threonine kinase (gene PXK). Lineage: Eukaryota; Metazoa; Chordata; Mammalia; Macroscelidea; Macroscelididae. The record is from RefSeq and is a predicted model, not a curated record. Gene Ontology annotation, biological process: protein targeting to lysosome; endosome to lysosome transport; early endosome to late endosome transport. The transcript has 18 exons. Gene Ontology annotation, cellular component: early endosome; late endosome; extrinsic component of endosome membrane. The coding region runs from base 112 to 1842 and encodes 576 amino acids. Gene Ontology annotation, molecular function: protein kinase activity; actin binding; ATP binding.
GCGCGUGUUGACAGCGGCAGCCGCGGCGGUGCUGAGCCGGGCGGGCGGCGGGAGUCGGCGCCUCCGGUUCCUGCCUCCGGUCCCGAGGCGGCGGCGGCCGGGCGUCCCGGGAUGGCCUUCAUGGAGAAGCCACCGGCCGGCAAGGUGCUGCUGGACGACACGGUGCCGUUGACAGCAGCCAUCGAGGCGAGCCAGAGCCUGCAGUCACACACGGAAUACAUCAUCCGAGUACAAAGAGGAAUUUCUGUAGAAAACAGCUGGCAGAUUGUUAGAAGAUAUAGUGACUUUGAUUUGCUGAAUAACAGCUUGCAGAUUUCAGGUCUCAGCCUACCUCUUCCUCCUAAAAAGUUGAUCGGGAACAUGGAUCGUGAAUUCAUCGCUGAGAGGCAGAAAGGUCUGCAGAAUUAUCUCAAUGUUAUCACCACAAAUCAUAUCCUGUCUAAUUGUGAGCUGGUGAAGAAAUUUCUAGAUCCAAACAACUACACUGCAAACUACACUGAGAUCGCCUUGCAACAGGUUUCCAUGUUCUUCCGCUCGGAACCCAAGUGGGAGGUUGUAGAACCGUUGAAAGACAUAGGUUGGAGGAUAAGAAAGAAAUAUUUCUUGAUGAAGAUUAAAAAUCAGCCAAAGGAAUGGCUAGUGUUAAGCUGGGCUGACCUUGGCCCUGACAAGUACCUGUCAGAUAAAGAUUUUCAGUGUUUAAUCAAACUGCUUCCUUCCUGUUCGCACCCUUACAUCUAUCGAGUCACCUUUGCCACAACUAAUGAAUCCUCAGCAUUGCUAAUUAGGAUGUUUCAUGAAAAAGGAACUCUGAAGGACCUGAUCUAUAAGGCAAAACCAAAAGACCCGUUCCUGAAGAAAUACUGCAACCCUAAGAAGAUUCAGGGCCUUGAGCUCCAACAGAUAAAGACAUAUGGGCGGCAGAUAUUAGAGGCACUAAAGUUUCUACAUGACAAGGGUUUCCCUUAUGGCCAUCUUCAUGCCUCCAAUGUGAUGCUAGAUGGGGAUACUUGCCGGCUGCUAGACCUUGAGAAUUCCUUACUGGGCCUUCCGUCCUUCUACCGGUCCUACUUUUCACAGUUCAGGAAAAUUAAUACGCUGGAAAGUGUAGAUGUUCACUGCUUUGGCCACUUACUGUAUGAAAUGACCUACGGACGACCACCAGACUCAGUGCCUGUAGACUCCUUCCCUCCUGCACCGUCCAUGGCUGUGGUGGCCGUGUUGGAGUCCACGCUGUCUUGUGAAGCCUGUAAAAAUGGCAUGCCUACCGUCUCCCGGCUCUUACAGACGCCACUCUUCAGUGAUGUUUUACUAACCACUUCUGAAAAGCCACAGUUUAAGAUCCCCACAAAGUUAAAAGAGGCAUUGAGAAUUGCCAAAGAAUGUAUAGAAAAGAGACUAAUUGAAGAGCAAAAGCAGAUUCACCAGCAUCGAAGACUGACAAGAGCACAGUCCCACCAUGGCUCUGAGGAGGAAAGGAAAAAGAGAAAGAUUUUAGCUCGAAAGAAGUCAAAACGAUCUGCUAUUGAGAACAGUGAAGAACACUCAGCAAAAUACAACAAUUCCAAUAAUUCAGGAUCUGGGGCCAGCUCACCACUUACAUCCCCGUCAUCGCCGACCCCACCCUCUACAGCAGGGGUUUCAGCAUUGCCACCUCCACCUCCGCCUCCGCCACCAGCAGCUCCUUUGCCUCCAGCAAGCACAGAGGCAUCUGCUCCACUCUCGCCCCGGGCUGUGAACGGUGUGAGCCGAGGGGCCUUGCUCAGCUCCAUCCAGAAUUUCCAAAAAGGAACUUUGAGGAAAGCCGAAACCUGUGAUCACAGUGCUCCUAAAAUCGGCUGAGGAUUCCUGUUUACACAUGGAGGGAAAAGGUGUUUUGUUUUCUCCCAAUUCCCUUAAAAUACCCCCUGCCUGGAAAAAUCAUUGCUGAGCCGGAGCGGCCACAUUGUACACUGCAGGUACUCACAUAAGAGGUUUUUCAAGAGGGAAAUCUGGUAGAAGAUAGCUGGGCUGGCAU